Molecule: messenger RNA, 613 nt
Organism: Aspergillus vadensis CBS 113365
Lineage: Eukaryota; Fungi; Ascomycota; Eurotiomycetes; Eurotiales; Aspergillaceae
Exons: 2
Coding region: 21-539 (172 amino acids)
Source: RefSeq, a predicted model, not a curated record
AUCCUCACAACUUGGUCACAAUGGGACUUUUCUCACACCAUCACCACCAUAAUCCCCCUCCUCCCGGUCCCCAGGGGCCCCCUCCUCCUCCAGGCGGCCCCGGGCCCUGGGACCGUCCUGGUGGCCCACCACCACCUGGCCCUCCCGGCCCUCCUCCUCAUGAUCCCAGAGACCCCUGGGCUCGUCCUCCUCCUCCCGGCCCUCCCGGCCCUCCUGGUCCUCCUCCCGAUCAAAGAGACCCCUGGGGUCGCCCCGAUGGUCCUCCCGGCCCUCCUCCUCCUCCGGGACCGAGAGAUCCCUGGGACCGUCCUGGCGGCCCUCCUGGCCCUCCUCCUCCCCCAGGCCCCAGAGACCCUUGGGACCGCCCUGGUGGCCCCCCGGGACCUCCCCCUCCUCCGGGUCCUAGGGAUCCUUGGGAUCGCCCUGGUGGCCCUCAUGGUGGCCCUCCUCCUCCUCCUGGGCCCCCCGGGCCUUGGGACCGUCCUGGUCCUCCUGGUCCUCCUCCCCCUCCGGGACCUCCUGAGUACCGCCGGUGGUAAACGAUCAAUGGUGUCGGUUUGCUAGGAAGUGAUAUUUGUGUUUUACCUGUAUAUAUGCUGUUUUUGGUUGAGAG